AUGAAAGCUCAGAUGGUGCAGUGUCCACAGCCCAAGGUUGCAUUCAGAGGUGGCAGCUGCUGCUGGAGCAGUGCAGAAGCUGGUGGGAGGCUGACUGAUGCCUUCAGUAACGUGGUGACAGGCUCUGGCUCACUCUAUGGCUGCUACAAAUCACAGAAUGAAGAAAAUGUAGAUCUCCCUCAGAGCUACAGCUCUGCUCUUUCAGCAUCAGAAUACUCUGCAUCUGUGGACUCUUCCCUUCUCUACACCCCGUGGUCUACCUGUGGGGAUGAUGCCAAGCAGCCUCCUGUGCCCCAGAUCAGCGUCAAGUCCAGGAUUCAACCUGAAAGGAAUGAUUAUGGCAGUGAAACAGACUUAUAUGGACUCGUGUCUAACAUCUUGGAAGAACAAGAUAAAUCACAGCCAUAUUGUGCUGAGGGGAGCUGCCCUCCCACCUUGAAGUCAGUGUGGCCCAUGAAUGCACCCAGACUCGUAGACCACCAUGACCUGUUGCCAGAAACUAAAAGACCAGUUGUUGGAGCUGUCUCACCACAGGGUUUUUAUGGUAGUGAAUCUGUAUCUGCUGCUGAAAAACAGUAUCUGCCAAGUGGUAAUCUGCCAUCCCAGCAGAAGGUGGAGGAGUGUUAUCGUGGGUUUCCUGGUCUAGACCUUGAAGAGCAGUGUUUGUACCCUCCUAGGAAUGAUCGUGUCAGCUGUUGCAGCGUGCAGAAUAAUGAGAAUAUAAAGACAACACCCAUCUAUCAGAAUUAUCCAUACAUGAAAACCACCUUUACAGCCCCAGGGGGGUUCUCAGAGGUGAUCAAAGACUCAGGAGCUGAUGCUUAUCCUUAUGGGAGAGAGAAGGGGUGUCCCAAGGCACCCGAGGCCCAGUCUCACCAGAAACGGGCAGAAAUGUUUCUCCCCCAGUUUCACAGAUAUAAUGAAAACCCAGAUUGUGGGAGAUACACUGAGUAUUCUCAUGCUAGCAAAGCAAAGCCUAACAAGAGCACCAGCUGUGGCCUCCAGGAAAACAAGAGGUUAGUCAAUGGAAGCCUUGAGGCAGCAUCUCUGGACACAGAGCCCUACACUAAAUUAUUUCAGGUUAAAUCAGGAACUCAGAAAAAAAUAGAAGAUGCAAUUUCAGAUCAGCCAAACUUUACACUUCCCAAAGCUGUAGGACUUCUAUCAGAAAAACAGUUUGCAAAUGAAGCUUCGUUCUGCACCGAGUUUGGGCAAAAAUUUGAAUAUGGAUUAAAAUCUUUUGCAGCUUGUUCAGGAAAUAGUGACUGUGCAAAUGGUGUGGAAAAGCAGCAGUUCUCCAAGCCUGAUCUUCAGAAUUCUGAGUACUGUAAAUCCCUCCCACUGUUACCAAACUCUGCCAGCCCCUCAGCAGCUGCUCCUGGGAAGCCAGCGUGGGUGAAUGUUCAGACCAAAGCUGCUGCUUCUGUCCCAGUUCAGAAUCCAAAUCCUUUGUUGAAACUCAAUAAUCAUCUUCCAGCUUUUCCAAAAAGCUCCAGUCACCCUAAUGAUUUUUUGCAGUUACCAUCUUCAAACUUCUCCCUCGGAGGUAAUUUAUUUCACAAGUACUGCCCAGACAACCCUUCCUUUUUUUCCAGCCUUGAUUUGGGCUAUAACACAGAACGAGCUCGCUCUGCAGCCUGUGUGGAAGCCCUGGUGAGGAGUGGAGAGGAGAAUCUCAUUGAGUAUUUGAGUGAAAAGAAACUGAAGCAGCCCAAUGGGUUCAGUGAGAGUUACCUGGCCCAGCAGCUGGAGGUGAUGGAAGCCAUGAACAAACACCGCUUCCACCUGAAGCCCGGCGAGCGCUACGACCCGGAGGGACACAAACACACUGAGGGCUUCCUGCAGAACGUCUACCAAGACCUGGUGGAGGCUCAGGGUCAGUUCAGUCUCCGUCAGGGGAGUGGGGACAGUAACACCAUCAAUCCUGUCACUUGCCUGCCAGCUCCAGGGCUGUCCAGCAGCUGCGUGCUGGGGGACUUCAGGCGGAAUCCGCAGCUGGGGCCGAACGCCUUCCCCUGGAGGUCAGCUCAGCUCUUUGGCCGUUCCAUUGUCCCCCUGGUGGAGUCUCCUGACUUGUUCUCCCACGAUGACUUGAAACGUUUCUACCCUUAUUUUAACGAUAAGGUGUAUGGUGACACUUCUUUUCCUGGUGUUGCACCAGCGUUUGGAUUUCAAAGGCAAGUGAAAACCCGUAGCGGGCCUUCCAGUGAGCUUCAUGUUAGACUAGAAGAAUGUUAUGAGCAGUGGAGAGCUUUGGAGAAAGAAAGAAAGAAGACUGAAUCAGCUCUUGCUAAGAAUUUCCAAGGGAAAAAGGUUUCCAGUGCUAACAACACUCCAAUCCCAAGGCUGACAUCAAACCCAUCAAGAGUUGAUCGUUUAAUUGUGGAUCAGCUACGUGAACAAGCCAGAGUUGUGACUUUGCUUGGAAAGAUGGAGCGUCUGCGCAGCUCUCCCCUGCAUGCCAACAUUGCUGCUGCUCUGGAUAAGCACCUGGAGGUGAUCCAUGUGGUGCACUCCCGCAGGAAAGAUGAAAUUGUAAAUGCUUCAAAUCGACAGAGGCAAGGAGCUCCCAGGUGCCAGGAUGACAGAGAUGUCUUUGCUCUGGCCCUGUCGAUCCGCGAGCUGAGCGCAGCCACGCGCAGGACGCGGACGGCUCUGUGGUGUGCACUGCAGCUGAGCCUGCCCAAACCUCCCCCUGGGACACCCGAGGAGAAAGCCCUGGGAACGCCGGCAGGGCCCCGGGACAGGGGGCUGAAGGCAGCAAACACUAACUGA
Messenger RNA from Calypte anna (Anna's hummingbird), 2775 nucleotides. It is a transcript of the gene MEIOC, whose product is annotated as meiosis specific with coiled-coil domain. The transcript has 8 exons. Bases 1 to 2775 code for a protein of 924 amino acids. Gene Ontology annotation, cellular component: nucleus; cytoplasm. The record is from RefSeq and is a predicted model, not a curated record. Gene Ontology annotation, biological process: female meiosis I; mRNA stabilization; meiotic cell cycle. Lineage: Eukaryota; Metazoa; Chordata; Aves; Apodiformes; Trochilidae.